AUUUACUCUAGUCGCCCUGCGCUAUCGAAACUUUUUCGGACUUCACCCCAGGCUGCGAGAUAGCACAUCUGCGCUGUCUUCGAGAUGUCUGCUCCGAGUCCCAUCUGUCUGCUCUGUCAGACCAGGGUCAAUAUCCUGCGGGGCCCUGUUCUUCCUCCAGGAUGGCAGAGCUCGAGGUCGAUGGCUUCUGCCAGGCUGCGCCGCAAGCCAGCAGCACGCAUGGCGCUGUCGCCCAGUGUCUCAAAGGACACUUUGAAGCCGUCACGCGGUCGAGAAAAGCCUGGACCAUGGGGUGGCAUGAACCAGACGCAUGCGAAUAUUCCGGGAACACCACGAGCGAGGUCGCAGGCAGAGAUUAAGCGCUCCUACGCCGGACGGGAGGCGAAACAGCCGGAGAAGAAAGAAAGUCCAUUGUACAAGGCGCUGAAGAUGCAGACCGCUCUGGCGCCGGUGACAUACCGCCAGAGGACUACAGUCAAAGAGAGGAUAUCGGAGAUUACGAGCUUCGACAAAUUUCAGCUCUUACCAGCUGUGCGCGAUGCGAUCUUCUCUCAGGCUCUUCCGGGACUUGUGGACGUAACGCCUACGCCGAUCCAGCGUCUGGCGAUUCCUGCUCUGCUUGGGACGGAUAUCAAAAAGAAGCCAACAAAGAAGCUGGAUGAAGGGGAGCUUGGAUUCGAGCAGUUUCUUCUUGCAGCGGAAACUGGAUCUGGUAAAACUCUUGCAUAUCUGGUCCCGACUAUCGAUGCUGUCAAACGGCAAGAGGCUGUUGAGAAGGAGGAAACAGAGAGACGAGAGAAGCAGAAGGCAGAAGAAAAGGCGCAGAGGAUGAAAAACAGUGCCUUCGAACUUGAGCCGCCUGAAGUCGAGACCGAUUCUGAUGCUGGUAGACCCAGGGCCAUCAUUCUGCUUCCAACGUCGGAGCUGGUCGAACAGGUUGGCUCAAUGGUGAAGGCAUUCUCCCAUACAGUGAAAUAUCGCUCAGGCAUGAUUUCGUCGACAUAUACCCCUCGAAGAAUCCGAAAUAUUCUCUUCAAUCCGAAUGGAAUUGACAUUCUCGUUGCCACACCACAUCUGCUAGCGUCCAUCGCGAAGACCGAUCCCAACGUACUCAGCCGAGUGACGCAUCUUGUCAUCGAUGAAGCGGAUUCCCUCAUGGACCGAUCUUUCGCUCCGACAACAAGCGAGAUCAUCGACAGAACUGCGCCUUCGCUCAAGCAGCUCGUUUUCUGCUCCGCCACUAUUCCUCGCAGCUUUGACUCCCUCCUACGCAAACGCUACCCUGAUGCCCGUCGACUGACGACUCCCAACUUGCACGCUAUUCCCCGUCGUGUGCAACUGGGUGUUGUCGAUAUCGAAAAGGAUCCAUACCGUGGUAACAGGAAUCUUGCAUGUGCCGACGUCAUAUGGUCGAUUGGCAAAGCCGGUGAUCCAUCCGACUCUCUUGGACAGUAUUCAUCGUACGCCGGUAGCAAGGACAAGAAAAUACUUGUGUUUGUGAAUGAACGUGAACAAGCCGAGGAAGUGGCGAAAUUCCUGUCGUCAAAGGGCAUCGAUGCAAUUGCGUUCUCUCGUGAUUCCAGUGAUCGCCGCCAGGCAGAGAUCCUCUCGGAUUUUACUACUACGACCCCUCCCCCAUCGCCAGAGGACAUUAUGCUCGCCCAGAAGAAGCGUCGCCUUGAAGAUGCCGUCCCCUUCGAACUCCCGGAUCGGGGUCAGCAAGAGGGACCUUCGCGUACACUGCCCAACACCAAAGUUCUCGUGACGACAGACUUGGGAUCUCGUGGCAUUGACACCCUUGCAGUCAAGACCGUCAUCCUGUACGAUGUCCCACAUAACACCAUCGACUUCAUCCACCGCUUGGGACGUGUCGGCCGCAUGGGCAAGCGUGGCCGUGGAAUUGUUCUUGUCGGCAAGAAGGACCGCAAAGACGUUGUGAAGGAAGUCCGUGAAGCUAUGUACAGAGGACAAGCUCUGAUAUAGAGCUGCAUAUGUGAUUCGGAACUGUAUAAUCUACGACGUGCAUAUAGAUCGGCGUUGGUGGACCUUACUCUUUUGGAUGUCCAUCCGUACCAGGGACGGUACGGCUGAAAAAAAUCAAUACCCAGCUCAAAUGAAUACAUACGACAAAUCAUGUAUAAUAUAUUGUAUAGUCACAUGAACAUAGGAAAGGAAAUUCAGUUUCAAUCAUUUC
Molecule: messenger RNA, 2194 nt
Organism: Paecilomyces variotii
Lineage: Eukaryota; Fungi; Ascomycota; Eurotiomycetes; Eurotiales; Thermoascaceae
Product: ATP-dependent RNA helicase mrh4, mitochondrial
Exons: 1
Coding region: 85-1983 (632 amino acids)
Molecular function (GO): ATP binding; nucleic acid binding
Source: RefSeq, a predicted model, not a curated record